This is a messenger RNA of Fusarium sp. VM40, 804 nucleotides long. The record is from the annotation of a GenBank genome assembly. Lineage: Eukaryota; Fungi; Ascomycota; Sordariomycetes; Hypocreales; Nectriaceae.
AUGUCUUCGCACCCUGAUAUCCUAAAAGCUCUGCAGGACACCGCUUCUGCAUCUCGACGUGGACGCCAGGAGCACUUUGCGGCUGAAGAUGGCGCUUCAGUGCGCAGUUCUAGCUUCGUCUCUGCGGGCAUGGUUACUAUCCCCCUCACUCCAGACGAUCCUGAUUCUGAGUCCGACUCUGAUGAGGAGGCUGAACGCUGGGAGCCUCUGAGCAGAGCUCAAAUUGAAGCCGCAAUUCGUUUGGAACACGCGGCUGAACAGGCUGAACCCCAGAGAAUGGUCUUUGACGAUAUGGGAAUGGUUGAUGUUCAUCACCCAGAGUCUGACGAGGACACUGACUCAGACGAUGUCGAGGCAGUAAGACGUGACAUUACACAUAGCUGGUUUGUCCCUAUGCCCCCUUUCUUUCGUGACCAUACCCCUGCUCCAGUCCCCGAACCUGCAGGUUUCGUCCGAAAUCUUCCUGGCGUACGGGCCGUACAAGAAGCUGUAUCCGCUACAGUACACAUCGCCCAGAACAGCAUCGCCAGGUCCUACAGCAGCGUUACCGGGGGUAUUAGGGCCACCACCCAGGGCACUUACAAUGCUGUCGCGACUGUCGGCCAGGUAGGCGGAUGCAUCGCUGGGGGAGCCUUGACUGCUGGGCAGAACGUUGCGGUCAUGGUUCAAGAGUCAUGGCCUAUCUUGCCGCGCCCGUUCAACCGCGGUAUCAUGGACAAUAUUACCGGAUAUCUGCUUGAGGGAAUGCAGUCAUUGCCGCCUUCCGACGCCAUUAUUCGUCCACAAGGAAGACGGAUGCAUUAG